AGAAAUAGAAAACCAAAGGAUGGCUUGAGAAAAAAGGAGAAUUUAAUCCAUAAAGUCUCAAUGGUAUCUCACAGAAUCCAAGAACAGGAAUGAAGAAUUGAAAUGAGAAAUUGAAAAGGCUGCCAAAUCUACCUGACAGAGUCUGUGAACAGUUUGAAUCUCUGAACACCUGAAGCAGGGGCUGAUGCCAGGUCAUUCACUGCUGUGGGCAAGAACUCCUAAACUGUGUUUAGACAUGAAUCAAAGCAGCGAAGGAUGUAUGAAAAAGAUUAGCAGUGUGAAUCUUGACAAACUUAUAAAUGACUUCUCACAGAUAGAAAAGAAAAUGAUAGAAAUUAGUGGAAAGAACAAUAUACUGGAUAUUCAGUUGGAAAAAUCGAACUACUUAUUAAAAGGAAUGCAAACAAAGGAAGUCUCACUUAAAGAAGAAUGUGCUACUCUUCAUAACAUGAUAAAAGGGCUACAACAGACCAUUGAAUAUCAACAUAAUGUGAAAGGUGAAAAUGAACAACUGAAAAGAAAUGCUGAUCUUAUGAAAGAAAAGUUAAAAUCUCAUGAACAGGAAUAUAAAAAUAAUGUUGCCAGACUUAUGAGUGAAAUGAAAAUCAAAGAGGAGGGACAUAAAAUAGAAAUAAGGAAACUUUCUCAGGAUAUGCAGAAAAAAGUUGAAUUAAUGGAAGAAAAGAAUAAAGAACUGAUAGAGAAAAAAGAGGUGGAAAUUUCAGAAUUAAAUGCAAAAUUAAGGACUCAAGAAAAGGAAAACCAAAGCAAAAUAAUCAAACUACAGCUAGAGUUUGAUGCCAAACUAGCAAGAGUUCAAACAAAACCAAAAUCAUAUCCAGAUUCUACUGUUUUGCCACAGAGCAUCUACAGAAGGAAGCUUCAACAUCUUCAAGAAGAAAAAAACAAGGAGAUUGCAGCUCUUCGGAAUACCAUUCACGAGUUAGAGCAACGCCUUUCUGUUGGCAAAGAGUCUCACCUUAAACGUAAACGGUUUUGAGUACAGUAGUCAACUCAUUAGUGGCUGUUUAAUUUCUUUAAAAGCAGUUGAAAAAAUUCACUUCCACUUAGAGUCAAUAUAACAUACUGCCUAAAUAAUCACAAUGAAUAAAAGACAGCUUUAAACUUUUUUUUUUACUGAGUUUAUUGAAACAAAUCCACACUUUGGCCAACUUUGUAUUGCAUUCUCGCUUAGCAGUAUUAACCAUAAAGGAGUUCAGGUUUAUAGGGUGUAGUUUACCUAUUGAACCAUCAUUGACUACGGAAAUACUUUCUAAGCAAUCAAGAGCUAGACAACAUUCUUUUAUCUUUCCUCUUACAUCUUUCAAGACAGGCAUUCUCAGAUUUUAAAGAGUGUGAUGUGAUACCAGAUAGAUAAAACAAUAUAUAAAGCUUUCAUUCAUAUGUGAUAGUAAAAA
Messenger RNA from Hipposideros armiger (great roundleaf bat), 1418 nucleotides. It is a transcript of the gene CCDC152, whose product is annotated as coiled-coil domain containing 152. The coding region runs from base 185 to 1000 and encodes 271 amino acids. Lineage: Eukaryota; Metazoa; Chordata; Mammalia; Chiroptera; Hipposideridae. The record is from RefSeq and is a predicted model, not a curated record. The transcript has 10 exons.